Xenia sp. Carnegie-2017 is the source of this 828-nucleotide messenger RNA. Its product is annotated as transcription factor Maf-like. Gene Ontology annotation, biological process: regulation of transcription by RNA polymerase II. Gene Ontology annotation, cellular component: nucleus. Gene Ontology annotation, molecular function: RNA polymerase II cis-regulatory region sequence-specific DNA binding; DNA-binding transcription factor activity, RNA polymerase II-specific. The record is from RefSeq and is a predicted model, not a curated record. The transcript is spliced from 2 exons. The coding region runs from base 1 to 828 and encodes 275 amino acids. Lineage: Eukaryota; Metazoa; Cnidaria; Anthozoa; Malacalcyonacea; Xeniidae.
AUGGCAGCCCAAAUAGAGCAGUUAAAAUCAACUAUUAGCUCGUUAAGAGAAGACAACGACCGAAUCUUGUCACUCCUAGAUGCCAAACAAAAACAAAAUGCUUGGAUUGUUGUCAAACGUACGAAACAGUCCAAUAUUAACCAAAGCAAAUCGAUCACAUAUCCUUUUCCUGUUGAAAAUAGAUUUGAAAAUCUUCCAGUAGAAGACUGUGAUGGAGAUGAAGCAUUGCCUACAGUUAGCCCUAAACCUACAGAAACAAUCAACACUGAAGCACAAUUGAAAGCUUACCGCAGUAAGCAUAAGAAAAAGUUUGCCGAAUCAAGGAAUGGCAUUUCGAAGGAAGAUGAAGAGCAGACCCACUACAAAAACCGCAAAGAAUCAUUUUCAAGAGCUCUGAUCAUUGGUGACUCAAUGGUCAAACAUAUCAACCCAAAAAGAUCUCAAGGGCAGCCAGAGGGAAAUCUACUUGCCAUUUUUUCAGUGGUGCCAAGUCACAGUCACGAUAGACACACAACACGCAACCACAAUAGAAGCUCAACAGGUGAACAACGAGAGGUGCCAUUGAUACAAUUAGAUUCUGAUAACGAGUCUAUAACAAGCGGUGGAUCUGCAGUUCCAUCACCUGCAAUACCACAAAACUUUAAUUUUCCAACAUCAAGCUUACCGAAAGACAACGAGCUAACGGUGUUGAGUGUUAAGCAACUCAACACUAGACUAAAAGGACUGCCGAGAAAUGUCGUCAAUGACAUAAAGAAAAGAAGACGAACAUUGAAGAAUCGUGGUUAUGCGCAUUCCUGUCGCCUUAAGGAUAUCGAAAUGGGAUACUAG